Molecule: messenger RNA, 984 nt
Organism: Arvicola amphibius (Eurasian water vole)
Lineage: Eukaryota; Metazoa; Chordata; Mammalia; Rodentia; Cricetidae
Product: olfactory receptor 1361-like
Exons: 1
Coding region: 1-984 (327 amino acids)
Biological process (GO): G protein-coupled receptor signaling pathway
Cellular component (GO): membrane
Molecular function (GO): olfactory receptor activity; G protein-coupled receptor activity
Source: RefSeq, a predicted model, not a curated record
AUGGCCACUAAGAACAGAACAGAAGUGACUGAAUUUGUGUUGUUGGGCUUAUCCAGCAGGCCAGAGAUGCAGCCAGUUAUUUUUGGAAUUGUCCUAGUCAUGUACCUGAUGGCAGUUAUGGGAAAUACUCUACUAGUACUUGUUGCUUGUUCAGACCCCAAGCUUCAGACCCCCAUGUAUUUCCUUCUCAGCCAACUUUCCUUGACUGACAUAUCUCUAACAACCAUCACGGUUCCUCAGAUGUUGGUGCACACACUGUCUGUGAAUAGAAGCAUUUCCUAUAACCGCUGUAUGAUACAGCUGUUCUUCUUUAUGGCAGUGGGCAGCAUGGAAGGCCACUUACUGGCUGCCAUGGCUUAUGACCGCUAUGUUGCCAUCUGUGACCCUUUAAGAUACUCUGCCACUGUCAGUCAUAACCUCUGUCUACGAAUAACAUUGACCUCAUGGGUUGUGGUCAGCCUUAACAGUCUCCUGUACAGUUUGUUGGUCACUCGAUUAACCUUCUGUGACAACCAGGUCACUCACUUCUUCUGUGACAUCACUCCUCUGCUGAAGCUCUCCUGCACUCAACCGGUGGUCAAUGAAAUCUUAAUCUUCACUGAGGGUGUAGCUGUGGUGGUCAGUCCCUUCUUCUUCAUUUUGGGGUCCUAUGUCUGCAUAGGUGUUGCUAUAGCCCGCAUGCAUUCAGUUGCUGCCCUGAGCAAAGCUCUGUCCACCUGCAGUUCUCACAUUUUGGUUGUGUUGCUCUUGUAUGGCUCUGUGAUUCGCAUGUACCUCAAGCCGUCCUCUAGCUAUCACUUAGACCAGGAUCGCCAGGUGGCCAUCUUCUACACAGUAGUCACUCCUAUGUUAAAUCCACUAAUCUACAGCCUCAGGAACCAGGAAGUUAAAGGAGCUCUACGGAGGUUUUUUAGGAAACUUUGCAUCUCAGGAAGCUUCCAGCCUGACUCUCAGGCAAACGAAGAAUGCCAAUACACAUCCUGA